AUGGCCACCUCCGCCCGGUCGGCCCCCGCCCGCGCCCCGCCGGUUCAGCAGCCUGUGGCGCUGUGCCACGGCUACAUGGGCUUUGGCAAGCUCGCGUUCAUGCCGUACUUCCACCCCAAGCUGGUGGCCUUGGUCGAGGCCGCCUCGCCGUAUCCCGUCACCCGCCCGGUGGUCUCACCACUCGAGGGCAUUGCCGUUCGAGCCGGACAGCUGGCGGACGCGCUGCGGGCGGCGCGGGCCGAGAUGGGCGAUGAAUCGCUGAGGUUCAAUGUGGUGGCCCACUCGAUGGCCGGCCUCGACGUCCGCUAUCUCAUCGCCCACCUCGGCGGCGACGAGCUGGUUGCCUCGCUCACCACCCUCGGCACGCCGCACCGCGGAUCGGCGGUGGCCGACGUGCUUGCGGGCUCGCUGGAGGCCUCGGCGACCAUCGAGCGCAUUGUAAGCUGGCUCGGCAUCUCGACCGACGGCCUCCGCGAUCUAACCACGGCUGCGACUGCGGCGUUUAACGCCGCCGUUCCGAACUCGCCGCGGGUCCUUUACUUUUCAGUCGCCUCGUACGACGACCCGUCGCCAAUGCACCCGUAUGCGGUGACCUCGCGGAUGCUGCGUGCCGCGGCACCGUCGGAUCCGCGCAGUACUACCGGCCGUACCGGCUCGCGCGUCGUGGCCACGCCGGGCUCCUCGGCGCCGCGCGACCACUUUGACUCGGACGGGCUCGUCACUGUCGCCUCGGCCAAGUGGGGCAAGCUCAUCGGCAUCUUUCCCGAGGUCAACCACACCGACCUCAUGGGCUUUCCGCGGCUCCGGCCCAAGGUCGUCGACAUCUACAAGGCCGUCCUCGCCAACCUCGAGCGCCACGGCCUGUGA
Thecamonas trahens ATCC 50062 is the source of this 867-nucleotide messenger RNA. RefSeq names its product esterase/lipase/thioesterase family active site protein. Bases 1 to 867 code for a protein of 288 amino acids. The record is from RefSeq and is a predicted model, not a curated record. Lineage: Eukaryota; Apusomonadida; Apusomonadidae. The transcript has a single exon.